Messenger RNA from Lindgomyces ingoldianus, 1962 nucleotides. Its product is annotated as PLP-dependent transferase. Bases 271 to 1689 code for a protein of 472 amino acids. The record is from RefSeq and is a predicted model, not a curated record. NCBI's taxonomy places the organism in Eukaryota, Fungi, Ascomycota, Dothideomycetes, Pleosporales, Lindgomycetaceae. The transcript is spliced from 5 exons. Gene Ontology annotation, cellular component: cytosol. Gene Ontology annotation, molecular function: transaminase activity; pyridoxal phosphate binding.
CCUCUUCCCACACGACCACUACGGCACUCGGUACCGGCACUAGUGUUCGGCGUGGCAGCCGCGACUACGUAUAAAAUGAGGGCGGGAGACCUAGCCCUCUGCGUUGUCAAUUCAAGUUUCCGGUUAAUCCAUAUCAGUGGCAACCCAAAUCGUGGUCGACCACCUCGCAAACCCUGGUAUCCAACGCGGGCAAAUAAUCACAGACUACGGUCCCUCUCUCGGUCUUGUUGAAACAUCAACACCAGUGCAUCUAUACAGACUACCGCCACCAUGAAGAUGUCGAAUGUUCUCAAUGAUGGCAACGUGAUCGUGGAAGCAAAAGUCAACCGCGUCAACGGUACACCCAAGAGUUCAAUUCUUCAUCGGCACAUCCACCACGACCCGAUAACGGUCAAAGCGGCAUCUGGGAACUAUCUAGAGCUAAGCGACGGCCGGAAGGUGCUGGAUGCCACUGGCGGCGCAGCUGUGUCAUGUCUUGGACAUGGGAAUCAGCGAGUCAGGGAGGCCAUUGCCCGGCAGAUGGGUGAGGUUUCAUACUGCCAUUCCCUCUUCUUCGGUACUACAGCAGGAGAGGCGCUCGGGAAAGAGUUGAUCAAUGGGACUGGCGGAAGGAUGGCGAGAGCAUUCAUAGUCAGCUCAGGGUCUGAAGCUAUGGAGGCAGCAAUGAAACUUGCACGGCAAUACUUCUUGGAGUUGUCUCCCUCGCAGCCGGCUCGUACGAACUUCAUUGCUCGAAAGGAGUCGUAUCAUGGAACGACACUGGGUGCUCUUUCCGUAGGUGGACAUGUGACACGCCGCAAAAUCUAUGAGCCCAUGCUUUUGGGCAACACUAGCUUGGUUUCGGCCUGCAAUGCCUAUCGCGGCCAGCUCAAAGGAGAAAGCACGGAAGGUUAUGUCGCGAGGCUGGCAAAAGAGUUGGAGGAUGAGUUUCUACGACUAGGACCAGAGACAGUCUGCGCUUUUGUAGCUGAACCUAUUGUUGGCGCGGCACUUGGUUGUGUUCCUGCCAUCCCCGGAUACUUCAAGGCUAUGAAGGGCGUUUGCGAUAAAUACAGCGCGCUUCUGAUCCUCGAUGAAGUCAUGAGCGGCAUGGGCCGUUGCGGAACGCUUCACGCCUGGGAGCAAGAAGGUAUCGUCCCCCACAUCCAGACUAUUGGUAAGGGUCUCGGUGGAGGGUAUGCUCCGGUCGCUGGACUCCUCAUCGGACACCGCGUCCUCAAUACUCUCGACAAGGGUACUGGUGCAUUUGCACAUGGUCAAACGUACCAAGGCCACCCAAUCGCAUGUGCUGCGGCUCUCGAAGUUCAACGUAUCAUCCGAGAAGAGAACCUCGUCGAGAAUGUGAGCCGGAUGGGGACAUUGAUGUCUUCGAUGCUAAAGCAGAGGCUCGAUGCACAUCCACAUGUGGGCAACAUUCGUGGCAAAGGUCUUUUCUGGGGAAUCGAAUUCGUCCGCGACAAGGAGACAAAGGAGCCAUUCGACCCUUCGCUAGGUAUUGCUAUGCGUGUUCAUCAGAAAGGCAUCGAUCCACCAUACAAUAUCUCCAUCUACCCGGGGUCAGGAACCGUGGACGGGAAGAGCGGUGACCAUGUCCUUAUUUCACCAGCUUACAACGUCACUGAAGCCGACAUCAGGCUCAUAGUCGACACCACAGCGAGAGUCAUCGAGGACUUCUUUGCCGAAUUUUAAUUCACAGCUUGGAUCUCGAUUCCCGGAUACAAAGGUAGGUAAGGAAGACAUGCGGGAAUUGAAUAUAUAAAGUAGAGAGGAGUCAUAGGGAACGGUGAGUAUGGAUUCCAAUCUUCUUGGGUUGGCUCGCAGGUCAACGUCUGGAUUACGACACGGUAUCCAAGAAGCCAGAUAUUCCAGAUUUUGGAGUUUGUGCAGUAUCAUGGUAGUUCCUAUGAAUGGAAUAAAGUAGCAGCAAGUAGGGGUUCAUCGGUGCCCUAUGCUGCAUCUUAU